AUGAAUGAGUCUGAAGAGGGAAAUAGACUGAUCACAAAACUACAUAUUGCUUUGGGCAAUCAUGAUGCAACUUUUGGGGACGACCUUGAUGGUGUACUAACGUGGAUCAAUCCAAACGAUCCGACCAGUAAUCAUCAGCUAAGACCGCCGAUCUUAAGGGUUAAGAGCGCUAUAAAAACUUUGUUCAGUUUGAAAGAUUUGGACGACACAUUGUUCGAAUUGCUGCGGCAAUUUGUGAUUUAUCAAACCCGUAGACACUUUUUCGCCAACUUUGAGGCAUUGCUCAACUUCAAGGACGUGCAGAAAUUAGAAAGAUACUACGAGUUCCCCCUCAAUUUUAUUCCUGUUUUUCUUGCAAAUGAAUGGCUGGAGGAGGUGAAUGGUCUUCGUGGCUACCUGAUUUUCAGUCACCCCGUUUUCAAACGCAAUGUCAUGCUACGACUUAAGCAACUCUUGCUCGAAGACGAUUUUGAAAUGGCUUACAAGGUCUAUGAAUGGCUUUGUCAGGCAGAGGGCAGGUCCCUCACGAAUUUGCUGGUCGAAGGCAUCCUAGCGAAAGUCCAGGUGUACGCCGCAACACAGAUGGGUACUGUGUGGACAAAACGAUUUGUUAUCGUGGAAACAUUUAACUCCUUUAUAGGCCAGUAUUGGGGCCCAUUGAGCGAAAUGUUGCAUUGUGCAGAAGAUGAUCAUGAAAUUACUCGAGAGAUCUAUAUGUGUUUUGAACACGAAUUCAUUCGCAUACGAACUCAACAAGUGUUUGAGAUUUUUGUUACAAACUAUCCGGUAUCGAAACCAACAUUACUCGAGCUUCGAAGCGUUUUAAAGACACCUUCGAAAUACACAGAGCUCAUCACCGAGCUCUUGUGCCGUUUCGAAACCAGGAUGUUAAAGCCUAGCGUUACAACCGCAGAAAUUGUGCUAUCGUAUGUUAAAGCCAUCAAAAGCAUUCUUACUGUGGAUGUGUCCUUUCGAUAUUUUCGAUUAUUGACAGAUUUUGUUAGGCCCUUCCUCAGUGAACGACGGGAUACAGUUGUUACUUUCCUUUACGCUCUGCUUGGACUAGGCGCUUCGGAAGUCAAAGGAGGAAGUCAGGGUUCGGAACAUACAGAGAUCGCAGCACAGCUUGCAGCAGAGCUCAUGGACUCGCAUAAGCCUAUAAUGACAUCAACUUUGGAUACCGGGAUCCAAUCGCUACCAGAGAGAUCGCCUGUUUUGAACUCAUACGAACCUGUCUGUCAACAGGUUUUCAAUUACUACCUUCGCUGGGUGCCUGAGCCUUUGGACUCGAUACAAGCGAGCAAUGACGACGCUUUGAUGAGCAAAAGUCUGUUCGACAUCGUGGUAGACCUAUUUGAAUCUAGAGACGUUAUAAUAACUGCGUUUGUCACUCUUUUCACCAGAAAACUACUAGACCUAAAGGGCUACAGAUUGGAACAAAACUGGGUGAAAAGUUUGAAAGUAUUAAAGCAGAAAUUCGACUUCAAAAAACUUCCUGGUGGUCAAGAUGUCUCCAGCGUCAAUAACAUAGAUGUCAUGUUGCGCGAUAUCAGGCAAAGUGAAACGCUGUGCUCUGACUUGCAUUCCUGGGCCAGCCUUAAUCCUGCGAUCUUCCCCAAAAUCGUAUCCUAUUUGUUUUGGGGUACUUCUCAAGAGCUUUGCAUGCCAUCUAAAAACCUCAAGCUUCCACUGAAUCUCGAGCAGGACUUUGAGAGAUACAGGGAAGCUUACUCGCAGGUCAAGAAGGGUCGAAAACUAAAGGUACAUCAGGAUCAGACUAUCGUAGAGGUAUGUCUUACAUUUGCGGAUAAACGUAAAUUGAAGUUUGAUGUUCCACUGAAGAGGGCUGUCAUCCUGUCGUGUUUCUCUGGUCAUGAGGAAUCAAUGGGUUUAACGCAAAUGCAAAUAGCCGAACGAACGGGAGCUAACGAAACCGAGGUUAUUCAGGCACUUCUCUUCUGGCGCAGCGCUUCUGUCCUUUAUUAUGACGAAGCGUUUGGCGUAUACAAGCCAGUGGAAGAUUUGGAGAAUCGGAAUCCCAAAGCCUUAUCUGGCACAGGCGAUAUUGAUAGUAUCGCGACCGCGAAAACUAGUGAAUUCGACGGUCCUGUGAACUCAGAGCAAAAAGAUAUUGCUGAUUCAAUGGAAAAGGUCUGGCCCUUCAUCAAAGGCAUGCUAACCAACCUGGGGAACAUGAAGCCGGGAAAAAUCCACGCUUUUCUUAACAUGGCUGUGCCAAAAGAAAUCGGAUAUGCGGCGACAGUAUCCCAAUUGCAGGUUUUUCUGACCAUCUUAGUCGAUGAAGGGAAAUUAGUCAGUAACGCCAAUGGAACAUUCAAGCUGGCGAAGUAA
Lachancea sp. 'fantastica' is the source of this 2352-nucleotide messenger RNA. Lineage: Eukaryota; Fungi; Ascomycota; Saccharomycetes; Saccharomycetales; Saccharomycetaceae. The record is from the annotation of a GenBank genome assembly.